Messenger RNA from Botrytis porri, 860 nucleotides. RefSeq lists its product as uncharacterized. The record is from RefSeq and is a predicted model, not a curated record. NCBI's taxonomy places the organism in Eukaryota, Fungi, Ascomycota, Leotiomycetes, Helotiales, Sclerotiniaceae. Bases 171 to 533 code for a protein of 120 amino acids. The transcript is spliced from 4 exons.
GCGAUAACAUUCAAUCUCGAAAGCAUACCACACGACAUUGAACAUCACAAACAGCUCAAUUACGCCAUAUCGUGUAUCCUAUCCUGUGACGUCGCGACGAAGGGAUAGAAGAUCGAAAAUAGAAGCAGGAAGAAAAAUUUAUCAGUUUGUGAAAAGGGAAAUCAGCAAACAUGCCUCAGGAUAUGCCGCCAAAGGGCGGGUAUGAAGCCGUGCAGUAUAAGAGAAAUCUUCCAGCUCGCGGUUUCAGACCCUCGGUUAUGCUUUUGGCCAUGGCUGGAGUUAUGACAUAUGGAUUCUGGAAAGUAGGAAAGGGAAUUCGGGAGCAGAAUGAACUUGCCCGUGAAAAAAUGUGGUCUAGAAUCCACUUGAUCCCACUUUUGACAGCGGAAACCGAUCGUGACCUUGUCAGAAGACAUUGGGCAGAUUUGAAGAGAGAGAAGGAAUUGUUGGGCAGUGAGACUAGUCCAUAUAACAGCGAUAGAUACGUUAGACCUACAUACGCAGUUACUCCUAUUCAAGUCACUAAGGAUUAGAUUGGUGCGAAGGAUGUCAGAGAUGUUGAAAUUUUGGGGAGGGGAACUUUUGUGAGUGCAGUGGGCUGAGAAGGACUGAGCUGAACCAUUACUUUGUUUUUGUUCGAUCUUUGGUCUACAGUCAAGGGUAAGCGAAUAGGAUGCAUUCGGAUGAUGCGAAUGGAAUGUAGAUAGGUGGUUGAUGGAUUUGGGAAUCGUGGAAGGAAGAAGCAACAGAGAGGAGUAAAAUAAAAAUGAUAUAUGAAAGUAAACAUGAAACCCAAUCACCGGUUUUUCUGGAUGAUUGAUUGCUGUCAGUAGGUGUGAGGUCUGAAAAGUUGGAGAAGA